AUAAGGUUGUAUGUUACUACUGUGUUGCACAGAAACUAGAGAUCAGGUGUUAAACUCGUUACAGAACUAGGGUUAGUAAUUAGUAAACCAAGUUACCAACCAUGGUCCGUCUUGAAACAGGCGGGAAUACCACCUAAUACAUAACUUUAUGGCGGGAACUGGAACAAGAAGACUGGGGGAAAUCGCAGCACAACACCACCUAUAGUAAGGACGAUCUCAUCUCAUCUGCUUGCUUGCUUAGUAGCCGCUGAAAUGGGAUCGGAAAGUCAGAUUCCGGAAUGGGCUUCAACACCCUGCAUAAUGGGCAUCGACGAAGCCGGUCGCGGCCCUGUUUUAGGUCCCAUGGUUUAUGGAUGCUUGUAUUGUCCGGUUUCCUACAAGAAAACUCUCUCAACUUUGGAAUUUGCUGAUUCCAAGACUUUAAAAGAAGAGAAAAGAGAGGAGUUGUUUGAAAGUUUAAAGGCUGAUGAGACAAUUCGUUGGGCUGUUGAUGUCAUUGAUCCUAGAGUGCUCUCCGCUAAAAUGUUACAAAAAAAUAAGAUUAACCUGAACGAGAUUUCACAUGAAUCUGCCAUGGGCCUUGUUAAGAGGGUGCUGAACAUGGGAUAUCUUCUGACCGAGGUAUAUGUUGAUACGGUAGGAGAUCCUGAAAAAUACAGAAUUAAGCUGACAGAGAGAUUCCCGUCUAUUAAGUUUGUGGUUGCAAAGAAAGCGGAUAGUCUUUAUCCAGUUGUUAGUGGAGCAAGUAUAGUCGCCAAGGUUACAAGGGACCAUGCAUUGCAAAACUGGAACUUUGAUGAAACUGCUGAAAAUAUGCAUAGAAACUUUGGAUCUGGGUAUCCCGGAGAUCCCAGCACUAAAGGUUGGUUAGAACAUCACAAGCACUCGGUAUUUGGUUUCCCAUCAUUGGUUCGCUUCAGUUGGGGUACAUGUGAAUCCUACUUCAAAGGUGGUGUUGAAGUGUUAUGGGAAGCAGACGAAGCAGAUGAUGACGGGUCCUCAAAAAAGACGGUGAAACGACAAACAAAGCUGAGUAAUUUAGGGUUCACUGGGAUGAAGAGGAAGAGUGAAGAUAUCGAAUCAAGUGGUAAAGGUCGAUGCAAGUUCUUUCAAUCACGUAAACUGGAGCAGCUUUCUCAUUUUUAACAACAAAGUUGAUGCACUGUCCCGUUAAGAUUACGUUUACUUUAUUGUGAUUUCCUAUGAUUCAUCUUCAAUACCAAUGCAUGUGGCCUCACAAUAUCAAAGAUUUCAUAUUUGAAAUGUUGUAUGAAUCAUAAAUGAACUGAGCAUAGUUGCUUAUAUGAUUUUCCGGUGACUUUUGACUUUGUUAGAGAUAAAUGUACUCUUUCUUGCGAUUUAUUUAUAAAUAUAUCGGUCUGUUUUAACA
Helianthus annuus (common sunflower) is the source of this 1390-nucleotide messenger RNA. RefSeq names its product ribonuclease H2 subunit A. Gene Ontology annotation, biological process: mismatch repair; DNA replication, removal of RNA primer. Gene Ontology annotation, molecular function: RNA binding; RNA-DNA hybrid ribonuclease activity. Gene Ontology annotation, cellular component: ribonuclease H2 complex. The transcript has 8 exons. The record is from RefSeq and is a predicted model, not a curated record. Lineage: Eukaryota; Viridiplantae; Streptophyta; Magnoliopsida; Asterales; Asteraceae. The coding region runs from base 253 to 1146 and encodes 297 amino acids.